AUGGGAAUUUCCCAUCCGCUGCAUCGGCGAAGGGUACUCCGUGAGCUGGAGCUACUGCAGGUUGUCCGAGGAGCAGAACUUCUUCCCGACGUCCCCAAAGAUGCAGAGUUCUGCCCUGGUGAUGUCUUGAGCCACAAGCUGCAUGCAAGCAUCUCUUCCGCUCCGAGUUUGCUGUCGACAGCGGAUCUGACUCCACGCUUGUCGUUGAAGGCGUCGAGCAGCCACUGCGCAGAACCUCUGGGGAGUUUGCUUGAGCAACAGAAUGCAGCCGGCUUUGAUCCAGCCUUGGGGCAGCAAUGUGGAUGGAGCCACGCGUCAACUCGGGCGCCAUCAUCCUCCAGCGAGGUGCUGCUGUCAAGCAACAGAAGUUCUGGCUGCGCAUCGGGCACAAAUGGCAAAGAGCCCCUCUGUGAGUCAGAGGCCCGUCCUCACGCCAAGGAGGUAAGAUUCUCGGCCAGCCCAUGUGAUCCGCCAGGUCUUGAUUUGCUGGACCUCUCCAGCAAGAAUGCGCUUCUUAGCCGACGCUGUGUAUCUCUGCGUCAGCAGCUCUCCCUCGAGCGGCAGAGGCGGAGCAUUGCAGCCUCGGAGAGUGAAUUCAGACUCCUUCGCCUCAGACGUGAGCGUGAUGCCUUGCACCAGGAACUUCGGGAAGCCCACCGCAUCCGGCGCGCGCACCAGCGCGACAGUCGGAUGGUCCGGGAACGGCUACGCUCCACGAUCGCAAAUGCAAGAGCAGACAAAGAAUCUGCAAAGCCUGAAUCCGCAGAGCCUGCCGAGACGACGGGUCACAAGGGCCAAGUCGGUAGAGACCAGGGACGAGCUGUCACAAGUGUACAGUAA
Molecule: messenger RNA, 840 nt
Organism: Symbiodinium pilosum
Lineage: Eukaryota; Dinophyceae; Suessiales; Symbiodiniaceae
Source: the annotation of a GenBank genome assembly